This is a messenger RNA of Drosophila guanche, 483 nucleotides long. Its product is annotated as general odorant-binding protein 57a-like. The transcript has a single exon. The annotation marks the transcript as partial. The record is from RefSeq and is a predicted model, not a curated record. NCBI's taxonomy places the organism in Eukaryota, Metazoa, Arthropoda, Insecta, Diptera, Drosophilidae.
CUGAGUCUGCCAACAGGGCCGCCAUCCCUUCACCUUUCUGAGGAGUACGAAACGUUUGAGAGCGACGAGAAUCUCGGGCACUUGCUGAACGAAGCGCAAGUGGAGCUCAAGUACAAGCUCAAGUGCAACAUUCGCUGUCAGCUGCUGAGGCAGCCACCCACUGCCCAGUGGCUCGAUGCAGCGGGUCGCAUGGAGCUGCAGCUGCUGAAUGCCACGGGGGAGACGGCACUGAAGAUUAGCAGCUGCAUGGAGGCUGCCGAUGCAGAGCCCUGAGCCAAGGCGGAUCAUUCCGUCAUCGAUUAUGAGGAGGAGGAGCAGCAGGAGCAGCAGGAGGAGGAGGAGUACAUGGACAUCCCCGAGGGUAGCUCCGACCUAUAGCAGUCGCCAAAAAGUGGACAGUAAUUAAUAAGCGCAGGGUGGGGUUAAGGGUCGUUUGAUUUGCAUAAUUAAAUGGAAUUGCAGGCCAGCGAAUCUGGCAUCAAA